Nycticebus coucang (slow loris) is the source of this 4503-nucleotide messenger RNA. RefSeq names its product zinc finger protein 667-like. The record is from RefSeq and is a predicted model, not a curated record. The transcript has 2 exons. Gene Ontology annotation, molecular function: DNA-binding transcription repressor activity, RNA polymerase II-specific. Gene Ontology annotation, biological process: negative regulation of transcription by RNA polymerase II. NCBI's taxonomy places the organism in Eukaryota, Metazoa, Chordata, Mammalia, Primates, Lorisidae.
GCAUCGCCCUGCGCAUCUUGUCUGAUCCUCCGUAAUAUCCUUUAUAAUACCCCACCCUGCCUUCCCCCUACUCUGUCCCUCUCAGAAAGAGAACCCUGAAGAGAGAGAAAAGGAUGCCCACCACACGAGGAAAAUCCAAAUCCAAGGCACCAGUGACGUUUGGGGAUGUGGCCAUCUACUUCUCCAAGGAGGAGUGGGAAUGUCUGAGCUCCACCCAGAAAGAUUUGUACCAAGAGGUCAUGUUGGAGAACUAUCAGAACCUGGUCUCCCUUGGUCUCUCUAGUCGGAGGCCAAAUGUGAUCUCCUUAUUGGAGAAAGGGAAAGCGCCCUGGACAGCAGAGCUAGCAAAGCCAGCGAACUCUCUUCAGCCAGCUGUGAUGAAUCCAGACUCUGGGCCUAAAUGUGACACCAGGAAGUUACCUCCAAAUCAAUCCAACAAACCUGGACCAAGCACCUCUCAGAAACCAGUUUCUGCACCACAGAAAGUUCCCAUAGGAAAGAAGAGCUCUAAUAAAAAUUCAGUCCUAAAAAAACCCAAGAAAGGGCAUGCAGGGAAGAAAUCAUUCAAAUGCAAUGACUGUGGGAAAACUUUUCAUCAUAGCAUCUCUCUCAAACUUCAUCAAAACACUCACACUGCAGAGCGGCCUUAUGAAUGCAGUCAUUGCAGAAAAGUUUUCAGGCAGGUUUCCUCCCUCAUUCUUCAUCAGAGAAUGCAUGAUGGAAAGAAAAGCCAUGAAUGCGAUAAAUGUGGAGAAAGCUUCAAACAAAAAACAACCCUUAUUCUACAUGGGAGAAUUCGUGAUGAGAAGACAAUCAUUGACCAUGCAUCGACUUCAAGUCAGUACUACUCUGUCACUCUAAAUGAGAAAUUUCGCAUUAUCGAGACUGUCCAUAAGUGUAAAAAAUGCGGGAAAGCCUUUGGUUGGUUGUCAUCCCUUUUAUUUCACAAGAAAAUUCACAACGACAAGAAGAAGGAUAAAAGCAAGCAAUGUGGGAAGAGCUUCAAGAAGAAAUCCGUCUUUGUUACACAUAAGAAAAUUCAUUCUGGAGAGAAAACCCCUGCAAGUGAGAAGGCUUCAAGUCAGAAUCUACAGCAGAAACAUCACCUUCCACACAAUCCUUAUAAAUGCAAAAAAUGUGGGAAAUCCUUCAAUAGGAUUUCACCCCUUAUGCUUCAUCAGAGAAUUCACACUUCAAAGAAACCCUACAAAUGUGAUAAAUGUGAGAAGACCUUCAGGUGAUUUUCAACCCUUGUUCUGCAUCGAAAAAUUCAUAAGGGAGAGAAAGUACACAGGUGCAAGAAAUGUGACAAGGUCUACAGUCGACAUUCAGCCUUGAUUCAACACCAGAAAACUCAUCUGAGGAAAAAGAAAGUGUUUGAGUGUAAGGAAUGUGGGAAGAAGUUUUGUGGAAUUGCAAACCUUAAAGUGCAUCAGAACAUUCAUUCUGAAGACAAACCUUUCAAGUGCAAUAAAUGCAGUAAAGUUUUUGGCCGCCAGUCAUUUCUUAUUGAACAUCAGAGAAUUCAUACAGGAGAAAAACCAUAUCAGUGUGAGGAAUGUGGGAAAGCCUUCAGUCACCGAAUAUCGCUAACUCGACAUAAGAGAAUUCACACUGAAGACAGACCCUACGAAUGUGAUGAGUGUGGGAAGGCCUUCAGCCAGAGUGCACACCUUGCCCAACAUGAGAGAAUUCACACUGGAGAGAAGCCAUAUACAUGCAAAACAUGUGGGAAAUCCUUCAGUCAGCACACGUCCCUUAUACUACAUGAAAGAAGUCACACUGGAGAGAAACCCUAUGAAUGCAACGAAUGUGGGAAGGCAUUUUGCAGUGGCUCUGACUUCAUUUGACAUCAGAUAAGUCAUUCUUCAGAGAAACCCUACGAGUGCCGUAAAUGUGGGAAGGCAUAUAGUAGGAGCUCUUCUCUGCUUUGACACCAGAAUACACAUUCUGAAGAAAAAAACUAAGGUCAUUCUAAAUCUAGAAAAGUGAAGGAGGAAGCUAUCAAAGGAGCAGAGUGAGAGGUAUCAGGAAAGUAUAUUUGUCUUUCACAUACAUUUUGUGUAUAUUUUUGGGACCAUUAGAGGGAGAGUUCCACUGUGACAGCCAAAGAGCAAAAAUCAUUGACGAUUUUUGACCUCAGGAUUUGAAAUUGUCCAUGUUAAGUGUAGAAUAUUGGAUUAGUCAUUGUAAAAAAAAGACCAUUUUCACUUCAUAAGAAUUACUCAUAUUUUAUUUCCAGUUUAGUUUUAAAGAUACUUCAGGCCAGGCGUGGUGGCUCACGCCUGUAGUCCUAGCACUAUGGGAGGCCAAAGUGGGAGGAUCACUUAAACUCAGGAGUUCAAGACCAGCCUGAGCAAGAGUGAGACCCCCGUCUGUACAAAAAAAUAGAAAAACUAGCCGGGCAUUGUGGUGGUUGCCUUUAGUCCCAGCAACUUGGGAGGCUGAGGCAGGAGGAUCAUCUGAGCCCAGGGUUUUGAUGUUGCUGUGCUGUAUAACACCAUGGCACUCUAGCCUGGGCAACAGGUGAGACUCUGUCUCAAAAAAAAAAAAAAUUGCAUUUGGCUGGGCGUGGUGGCUCACGCCUGUAAUCCUAGCACUCUGGGAGGCCGAGGUAGGGGAUUGCUUAAGCUUAGGAGUUCAGUCAAGACCAUCUUGAGCAAGAGUGAGACCCUGUCUCUACAAAAAGUAGAAAAAUUAGCCAGGCAUUGUGGUGGACACCCGUAGUUUCAGCUACUUGGGUGGCUGAGGCAGGAGGAUCACUUAAGCCCAGGAAUCUGAGGUUGGUGUGAACUAGGCUGACACCACAGCAACAGAGUGAGACUUGGUCUCAAAAAAACAAAAACAUAAAAAGAAAGAAAGAAUUGCAUUUGGCUGGGUGUAGUGGCUCACGCCUGUAAUCCUAGCUAGCACUCUGGGAAGCCAACCAGGAAGAUUGCUUGAGCUUAGGAGUUCAAGACCAGCCUGAGCAAGAGUAAGACCCCAUCUCUACAAAAAAAUAGAAAAAUUAGCUGAGCAUUGUGGUGGAUACCUGUAGUCCCAGCUACUUGGGAGGCUGAGGCAGGAGGAUCACUUGAGCCCAGGAGUUUGAGGUUGUCAUCAGCUGGCUGAUGCCACAGCACUCCCCCCAGGGCAACAGAGUGAGACUCAGUCUCCAAAAAAAAAAAAAAACCAAAAAAAAAAAGUGCAUUUGGCUGGGAGUGGUGGCUCACACCUGUAAUCCUAGCACUCUGGGAGGCUGAGGCAGGAUGAUUGCUUAAGUUUAGGAGCUCAAGACCAGUUUGAGCAAGAGUGAGACCUGUCUCUGCAAAAAAAAUAGAAAAAUUAGCCGGGCAUUGUGGCGGUUGCCUUUAAUCCCAGCCACUUGGGAGGCUGAGACAGGAGGAUCACUUGAGCCCAGGGGGUUGAGUUUGCUGUGAGCUAUGAAGGCACAGCACUCUAGCCUGGGCAACAGAGUGAGACUCUGUCUCCAAAAAGGAAAAAAAAGUAAAUAAAUAAACAAAAAACAAACAAACAAACAAAAAAACUUUAUUGGUCACAUAUAACAAAGUAAAAAAGUAAAGUCCAUUUUUAUGGAUGGGCUUUGAGUCUCAUUUGAGGUCACUUGAAGAAACUUUUGAGUCUGUUUCUCAGAACAGAAUAUAAAUAUCAAAUAUAAGCAACUUCUUGGGAAAACAGGGUGCCACUUUCAGGACAGAAACUGUGCAUGAGAAUAAAUAAGUGUGAGUCUUCAGAUAGAUGAAGAUACCGUGCACAGUGAUAUGUAGCAAUAGAGUUCACUGUCUCCACAUUUAUGAGGAUAUAUAAUCUUCAUGGUGUGAAAAUCUAACAUGGCUGAGACAGGCUAACAGAAAAAGAACCAGUAUAUACUGGAGAACAAGGAACUUCAAAGCCGGCAGAAAUAGUGAAUGUUUUAUUUGAAAGUACAUUAUCUAUAUUUAUAUGAAUAAACAUCAGUAUUUUCGUGUAAUAAUAGUGUGCAAUAAGUGAUUGGUGAAAUGUACAUAGUUAUGGACUGAAUGUUUGUGUCCCCGAAAAUUUGUAUUGUGAAGCCCUAACCGCUAAUGUGAUCUUAUUUAGAAGUCAGGCCUAUGGGAGGCAAUUAGAGUUCAAUGAUGUCAUGGGGGGGGGGUCCCCUUAUGAUAGGAUUAGUGCCUUUAUAAGAAGACACUUUGGAGAGUUUGCUUUCUCUGCACCAUGUGAAGACAGCAAGAGGACAGCUCUCUGCAAAUCAGGAAGACAGCCCUCACCAGAACCUGACCAUCUUGGACUUUUGUGCUCCAGAGCUGUGAGAAGUAUAUCCCUAUUGUUUACAUAACCCAGUCUAUUGUAUCAUGUUAUGGCAGGCAGAGCUGACUGAUACAUGGGGGAAACCCUAGGUUUGUACAGUGAGCUCUUUUCCUGUCAGCUGUUCGCCAUGUGUGGUAGCUUUCAGUCCCUCUUUCUGACUUGUGCCAAAUGUGUAAGAAAUAAAAUCAGAGUUCUGAUUUGUAAUUCAUCAUU